AUGGCAGAUCCAGAGCAAAGCGUCGCCUCAGAUGCAGAGGGGGAGGAAACCUGGACUGGAGACUUUGAUCCAUUCUCUGAUCCCGAGGAGCGAAGGGUUCUCUUUGCUGCGUUCGACUCUUUCAGGCAAUAUCGGCGGACUGCCCAUCACAACACUACGCAUCGCCGGCGGCAAGCCUUCUACGCCCUGCCCUCAGCACACUGGCACAUGCUCUCUGAGCCGCCAUUCUCCAUCCUCGACACCUUGAACAAGGUCGACGAUGCCAUCGACACCAAUGCUGAGAUCGCAGAUGCAAUCCUGGCCGUAGGGUUGGAGUCCUUUGGGCUCUCCGCUAGCCCAGACAAGCACGACCCUAGCCAGUACUGGCACGGAACAGCCACCGCAUCCGACGUCAACAAGGCGCACUCGACCAUCCGCCAGUUCUACCGCGACUGGAGCGCCGAAGGCCGUGUCGAGCGGGAUGUCUGCUAUGCCCCCGUGCUCGAGGACCUCCACGCCGAGUUCCAGACGCGCCGCGACGCCGGCGAGGAGAUCCGUGUGCUGGUCCCGGGCGCCGGGCUGGGCCGCCUGGUCUUCGAGGUCUGCCUGGCAGGGUAUUCGGCGGAAGGCAACGAGAUUUCGUACCACCAGUUGCUGGCGAGUAGCUGGGUACUGAAUCACACGGCGGGGCCCGCGGCGCACGCGCUGCACCCAUUCGCGCUACAGUUCUCCAACCUACACUCGCGGGCGCAGCAGUUGCGGAGCGUCCUGGUGCCAGACGUGCACCCGGGCACGGCGAUGCACGAGGCGGCGCAGGCGCAGGCGCCGUUCGGCUCGAUGGCGAUGUCGGCGGCGGACUUCGUGGUCCUAUACUCGCAGCCCAGUAACCGUGAGACGUUUGACGCGGUGGCGACCGUGUUCUUCAUCGACACUGCGCCCAAUCUGAUUCGAUAUAUUGAGGCGAUUCACCAUUGUCUCAAGCCCGGAGGCCUGUGGACUAACGUGGGACCGCUACUGUGGCAUUUCGAGGACGGGCACCCCCGCCAUGACAGCAAUGAAGCGCGCCCAGGGCCCACAUCUGGUGAGCACUCGGGCAUUGGUGAGCCGGGCAAUGUGGAGUUGAGUGAGGACGAGGUGAUAUAUCUGAUUGAGCGCAUGGGCUUCCGCCUGGAAGCGCGGGCGGGCGAUCGGCGGCCGUGCGGCUACAUCCAGGACGGUGAGAGUAUGCUUCAAAACUUGUACCAGCCGUCACACUGGGUGGCGCGGAAAGUGGCUCAGUAG
Molecule: messenger RNA, 1260 nt
Organism: Penicillium canariense
Lineage: Eukaryota; Fungi; Ascomycota; Eurotiomycetes; Eurotiales; Aspergillaceae
Exons: 2
Coding region: 1-1260 (419 amino acids)
Molecular function (GO): S-adenosylmethionine-dependent methyltransferase activity
Source: RefSeq, a predicted model, not a curated record